Messenger RNA from Porites evermanni, 6487 nucleotides. NCBI's taxonomy places the organism in Eukaryota, Metazoa, Cnidaria, Anthozoa, Scleractinia, Poritidae. The record is from the annotation of a GenBank genome assembly.
AUGUCGGGAAGCUGUGCCGUACCACUGUGCCUUCCUAACAACUGCAGGUGGGACGAACAGACUGGUGAAUAUAGCAAGGCUGGAGGGGAAAGGCAAAGCCUCUAUGUAGUCGACAAAGCUCUCGAAAGGCUAAGAAGCAUCAAAGGUAACCUGCAAUCCUCUUUAAAUUUUCGUGUGACAUUUCCUCUUGUUAUGCUACCCAUUCUUUUACUCUUCCUAGCUCUUCCUUCUUUUUUUUCUUGUGUAAUCCCCAGGUAGCGAUCGAUAAAUCACGAGUGAUGUUGUAGCUUAUUCAGUAAACGGCGGGCUGUUUUUCACUACUUUGUUAUAUGUUGUUGUGGACUUGAAGGUGGACAACGUUCACUGAAUUGAAAAAGAGGGCAAUACAUUUUUGAGCAACGCAUGUCAACUGGAAGUAAGGCAUUUGCUUUUUCCAAGCCUUGACACUAGUACAUUUUUAAUUGCUAAGUGUUUUUACUCUUAUAAAGACGACUUUCUAAAAAAGAAUAGGCAAAACCAAUGCCUAUAUAAGAAUGCAGAAAGUCUACUUUUAGCUGACAUGCGUCGCCGGCUCAAAAACGAUAACACCGUUCGGAUGCGGAUCCAGAAAGUUAAGGAAGAGAGGGCCGCAAAGGACUUUCCAGGUUGAUAGAUACUAUUUUCAUUUAUUGGCUUACUCUGUCCGGAAAACAAACACUUUUUAGGUGAUUAAAUCAUCAACGAACGUAAAUGAUUUAGAGGUAUUGAACUUAAUUACCAUCAGGAUAGUUAUUUAUAACUGGUUUCUAGCCAUAAUCUUUCAUUGCUUUUAUUAUUAUUAUUAUUAUUAUUAUUAUUGUUAUUAUUAUUAUCAUUAUUCUGAGCAUUGGGGUUUUUAGUUGAGAUCUUGAGAUCUUUCGUACACACACUAACUUAAUUUCCAACUCCAUUUAGGUCCCGUUUGUGUGGUGUCAAUUGCUGGGCCUUGUCGCAAAGGCAAAUCGUAUAUCCUCAGCAAAGUAUUUGACCAAGGGGAGGUUUUCCCUCUUGAACACUUUCUGGACCCAGAGACGAUGGGUAUCUGGAUGUGGGUUGUGCCAGAAAAGUUGACAGUAAGCUUUUAAUGAUAAUGACGUCUAGUACGAUAUAUAAACUGCUGAUACAUCCAGCACAGUAAUGUUGGCGAUGACUUGAAAAGACAGAUCUAACCAACUAUUUCGUGCGCAUGGUUUGCUUGUCUACCUACACAAGUGCCCUUGUCGAUAGCCUAAUAUCUAUGAAAUGCUGAUAGCGCAUAUUAGUUCAGAGUUCCUAAGGCCAAUUUUUCAGACUCUGGGCCUGAAAAGUCUUGCUCCAUCUCUCGAAACGCAUUAUUAUUUAUUGUACAUUAUUUUCUGUAUGAAGCCCAACCCAUCGAAACCUAUUUUCCUUUCAAUGUAUAGGACGCCAGUGGCCAGGAAUUUACAGUAGUGCUGUUGGACUCGGAAGGAAUCGAUGCGCUGACCAGUGAUGGUUCCGAUGAUCACUGUAUAUUCACUUUGACCAUUUUACUGGCCUCAGUUUUGAUUUACAACUCAGCUGGUGUUCCUACCCGGACUGACCUUGAUGGACUUGAGUAUCCUUAAACAGCUAAUACUUCUAUCGUACUUACUUGUGUAAGGUUAUUAGUAACCUUUGUAGUGAAACAACACUCAUUUAGCCGUGUAUUGAAAAAAAAAAAAAGAAUAAUACGGAUCGCAUUCAAAGCGAUCUCUUUAAGAAGGACUUAGCCGGAACAAGAACUAAGUUUCUGCUUUAGAGAGGUGCCCGUUUCAUACACAGUCGGGCAAAUUAAAGAUAAAGCUGUCGGAACAACAGCAGGACCAACCCUAGGCAUCCUUUAAAGUGAGGUGUACGUCUGCUAAGAAAGAAUUGAUUGGCAAAUAUAAGAGAUAACGGGAGUUUAUAUAUGGAUAUAGUUAACAUUCCUUAAUGAUUCAAAGCUUCAUAGUGAAACUUUCUCAGCGAAUUCAGCUUCACUCAUCUGAUUCAACCGCCUCAGCAUUGCAACAGAAUGAAGAUGCAAACCUUUUCCACAAAACCUUCCCAUUCUUCAUUUGGCUGUUAAGACAAGUUGUGCUUGCACUCCCUAAAGAUUGUCACAAUAUCAAGGAGUAUUUUCUGACAAGGGUAAACGGAAAAUCAUUUACAAAGAGUGUGUUGAUAUAGCUCAGGAGACUGCAUAAGAAAACACUCAGCCACCACUAGUUUCACCGCGAAAUGACGCAUGAGAAACGGGUAACUGAGAAAUUCCAUAAACUGAUGACGUAGGGUGUCACUACGCAGCUGAUUGGUAGAGCCGUCAGGGUAACGUGCUUCAACCAGUCAUAGGCACUUCUCAAAUCUUUUUGUUAGCUUAGCUCAAGAAGAUUUUUGAUAUCUUGAGCAUCUGAUUAGAAUCAUAUUCAUCGUCGUUGAAGGGAAAGAAUUCACACAUGAGAAUCGAGCGUUAAAAUAGGUUCAUAAAAACACUCUCACUUGCCAAACAACUCACAGAAUGUUCGCACAUUGCACGGAGUCUAACAAAUCCUUUUCGGCAGUUAAUGGUAGAUCUGUUUGGUAUAUAACCUAGAAAUAACUUUCGUCAUCGUACUGCAAGCUGUUUAAUAGCGCGUUAAAAAAAAAUUAAGUGUAUCAACAAAAAAUGUAGAAGUGCUAAUGUCAGCUAACUUACCACCUUUUUUUUCAAUCGAUAGGUAUUCAACUCAUCAGCAGACUCAAAAGGUGAAGUUGCAUCUAAAGUGGCCGAGAGCAUUUUGAAUUUCUUUCCUGGAUUUGAGGCCUUUAAACUUCCUCCUCCUUCUUCUGACCCAGAAGUUGUAUUAAAUCUUAAUCGAGAAGAGGUGCAGGGUGACGUAAACAAGUCGUUUGUGCGGGGAGUGGAAGAAUUCAAGGGGAUGCUGAGGUCCAAGUUAACGCCCAAACGCAGCUUUCAUGAUGGAGAAUAUGUAACUGGCGAAGGUAAUAACUGAAAAUGUCAUUCUAUUCUCAGAUAUGCACAUCGUGGCUCUUCUUUAUGUUCUUUUGUUCGUUAUAAUCUAUUUUCGCUGGUUUCAGGUUUCCAUUAAUGUGAAAAGCACGACAUUGACAUAUAGUAAUACCUUUUUCGUUAUUUUCACGAUGAAGAACACUGCGUCUGGUCAUUUAUAAAGGAAUUUUCAAUAAAGUUCAGAUAUAACACGCCCUCUGAUUGGUUGAAAGCGUGCUUUAUGAGAGUAUAAAACAAGGAGCUAAAGUUUGCUUUAAAGAGCUAGAAAGUGAUGCGUGAGGAAUUUAACGGUUUCUAGAGCACUCAAGACGUAGGGAGAAGCAUUCGACAAAGUCUCGUGUUUUACCCUGCCUUUCGCUCGUGCUCUUGCUGCUUCCUGCGUGCUUCAAUGGUGCUUUACAACAUGUAAAACGGAGAAAAUUCAAGGCUUCUUUAUUUUUUAAGUAAAUGGUAAGUUGUGGCAUUUUAUUUUUGUAUGGCUGUUGAAUCAAGUAGAUUGACCUGAGAGUCUCUAGAUGUAUCUAUCCGAUUGACGAAAGGCUAGGAGAUAUCAUUGUAUCAUAACCUUGAUCAUUUUCUGAACUUGUUUUUUUAAGCUCUAGCAACUCUCGUCAAUAUUUACGUUGAUGCAUUGAACACUCCUGGAACAGUUCCUAGUGUACAGAGCGCCUGGGAGACCUUUGUGCAUGCCAAGUGUUCCGAGGCAAAAGCUAUCGCCACGCAGAUCUAUCAAAGCGCAAUGUCAUCUCAGCUAGGUGGAACACUGCCUCGUGAUAGUUACGAGAUUCGCCAAGUUCAGCAAGCGGCCAUUGAAGAAUGUAUGUUUAAGUUUCAAGCUGAAACAGUUGGAGUGUCUGCUUUAAGCAGUGAAAAGUACCUGGAUGAACUGACGGUAGGGAGUAUUAUGAGAUCUCCCCAUGCAAGGAAAUCCGGAUUCCGGAAUCAGUUAAAAUUUUACUUGUGUAAUAUGGAAUCCUAGGCUUGGAGUUAACGAUUGGAAUCCAGAAUCCACGGUGUGGAAGUGAAAAUCGAAGACUAGAUUCCACAUAGACAUAGGGGGAUGGGUGGGGGGGGGGGGGGGGGGGGGGGGUAGCUAGUAGGGCAGAGAUGGAAAAUGUGUGGAAAAUGUUUCUAGUGAUAGUUUGGAGUCAGGUGACGAGUUGUGUGUGAAGGAGGAAGAUAAGAAUCCGGGAAUAAGAUUGUAGACAGUAGGUUGAGAACUAGAUUUAUUAUGUGAGUAGUGGGGCAGGUGGGGGGGUUGGUGGGGUGAUAAGGAGUCACAUCUCUGUGGUUUGUAAAUUAUGGCCCAUGUAAUUCAAAGUGAAAGUGGCUCAUGUCCACUGAAUUUCUGGAGUGCAUUAAACCUAACAUCUGACGAAACUGCUAACAUCUGGCGCAAGAAAACAGAGUUUGAUUAGGCUGAACGUCAGACGUAGCGGUAAACCACUGGCCCUAAAAUAAGAAUUUGACUGGGCUCAUUGUCAAACAUUACUUGCUAAGUCCGACGUCAACAUUUAUGCAACUGGCCCGUGAUCCUUACAAAAAAAAAACAUAGAAAAGAGACAGUGUAAAAUAAGGAAAAAAAUAAAAAUAAACGCACACCUUUCUCUACCCAUAGGAGCACAUGGAAAAUUGCCUGACGCAUUGGCUGGAGGAGAACAAUCAUUUAACAAGAGAAGAGUGUCAGAAGCUGCUGCGUGAUCUGAAAGGGCAGCAUUUGGAUCCUAUCCUGAGACAGCUCAGUGGGAAAGAUGGAGCUUCUGUCACUUUCGCUCAAAUAAUUGGAGGUUACUCUGCUAUUGAGCAAGGAUUUAAAACUCAUUCUAGAGGAGCCAAGGAUGUGUGUUCUCAGAUGUUUUACGAGUUCCAUCCGGUAAGUUUACGUGUUCAAAUUCCAUGUUUAGGAGAAUUAAAAAAAAUAUAUGUUUUUUUUUUCAGAUUGAGUUAUUAGACAGGUUAAAAAAACAUCAAUAAUGUGCAAUGUUCUCGAACAUUUACCUUGAAUGGCCUUUAGUUUACGAGCUCAGAGAUGCCCUCUCCCACGGACUUGAAAACCCUUCAGGAGGCACCAUCUCUCAAAUCUGAGUCUUAUAAACUACAUCCUGGACGUGCCUAACAAGUCGUAUUGGUAUAUGAUCUUGUGUCAUUUCUCGCUAGAAAACUGAUAAGAAACACACUUAGUAGAUGGGAACAUCUCAAGGACUUUUAGCAAAACUCCUUUUAUAUUUACUACUAUCAGGUCCUAAGAUUGCAUAUCUCUUGGCUACAUAGGAAAUGCAAAAGGAAAUGGAAAAACACAUGGCGCACUUGCAGCAACUGAAAGACUUUGAUGAAAUUUUAGCCUUAGAGAGAGAAGAAAAAGCCCGUCAGGAACAGGAAAGGAGAAGGAUUGAGGUAAAAAUAGUGAAAAUAACUGAGCGCGUUUUUAGUAACGUGAAUAGAAUAAAGUAAAGAUGGCAUUUUUACUAGGAAAGGACUUCAAAAGCAAACUCGAGGAUUUGUACAAACAAACAAUUUAGUCUCCAACUCUAAAAUCUACAAAAAAUAGGUUUGUAACGUAAAAGCAGAGCAGGCUUUAAAAAAAAGGUUCUGGAGAAACACACCUUGUCGAAACUUAAUGAUGGAAACUGCACUUCUGCUGUAUUUGGUUCGUAUACGCCUCGAUUGAUACUGAAAUGAGCACUUUUUUCUGUAUAUUUGUUUUCGUUGCGUUACGUUAAAAAAAGAAAACAAACCACAUUGCUGAUCGAUCAUUCUUUGAAUGUAAUGACUUCUUGGGAAUCAAAAUUAACCAAGUGUUUUUUCUCGGACCGAUAUUUAAAUGUUCGCUUGCAGAAUACACUGUGUAGCAAUUAAUCCUCAGUAGAGAUCUAUUUCAACAGGACUCAGUACAACUUCGAUGAAUACAUGAUCAAGUAAGAAUUGUUUAUUGUUUAAGGCUUCUUAAAUAUAGAUUUAACCAGCUAACAGAGGCGUGUUCUUUUCAAUGCUCGCUUUUAUUUUUAAUUUAUCUAGGAGGAAAACGCACGCCUCGAGGAGGAACGUCGCACGAAAGAGAAAGAGGUUUGCUCAAAUUCACUUUUUAGUGUAAACAUUUUCUGCUGUAAAAUAUUACUUUUUCUGUCUGCCUCAUGUUCUCUAGGCAUUUACUAUAAGAAAAAUGAUGUCGCUUUUUUGUAGAUGGAGCUCCUGCGGAUCAAACAAGAGGAGAGGAGACGCUUGGAAGAGCAGUUUAAGGCAGACAUGGAGGCCCAAAGAGAACAAAUGAGCAACAUGAUGGCGGCAAACAUGGACGAACUGCGAAAGGACAGGGAAGCAAUAAUUCAGCAUAACCAGACGCUCAAGGAAACAAUGGGGCAGAUGCACCAGUCUAUGGAGCAAAGGAACGCUCAAAUGAUCGAGCUUCAGAAGCAAAUCACUGCACUUGCUAACCGCCCACCUCCACCACCACCGGAAAGUGGUGGUUGUGUUAUUCUUUAA